AUGGGUUUCACGUCAAACUGGAGAAAUGCCAUUUUUUUUCAAACCGAAAUCAAGUACUUGGGGCACAUUAUCGACAGCAAACGCAUCCGUCCUGAUCCAGAAAAGCUCCAAGUCAUCGCUUCUAUCCCGGCACCAACCAACGUUUCCGAGCUCCGUUUCUUCCUGGGAGCCGUUAACUUCUACGGCCGGUUUGUUCGUAACAUCCAUGAGCUUCGCCAUCCUCUCGACAAACUACUCAAGAAGGAUACGAAGUGGCAGUGGAAUACCGAUUGUCAACGGUCUUUUGAGCAAUUCAAACAAGUUCUGCAGUCCGAACUGUUGCUGACGCAUUACGAUCCCGAAUUACCAAUCAUCGUAGCGGCGGACGCUUCCAGCACGAGCAUCGGUGCAGUGAUCUUCCACGAAUUUCCCAAUGGACACUUGAAGGCAAUUCAGCACGCAUCGAGAUCCCUCACCCAGGCAGAGCAAGCUUAUGGACAGCCCGAAAAGGAAGCACUUGCGCUAACCUAUGGCGUUACAAAGUUCCACAAGUACUUGUUGGGUCAACGAUUCACUCUUCUCACUGACCACAAGCCAUUGCUAUCAAUCUUUGGGUCAAAGAAGGGUAUUCCAUUGCAUACCGCGAAUCGACUCCAGCGGUGGGCGUUGAUGCUACUCAACUACGACUUCGACAUCCGUCACGUUUCCACCAACGACUUCGGUUGCGCAGAUAUGCUGUCUAGAUUGAUCGACCGUACCAAACAGCCCGAGGAAAAUUACGUCGUAGCAGCGAUUUGCCUAGAAGAUGACAUGGUGAGCAUUGUUCGUGAUGCGGUUGAACAAAUACCAGUUUCUUUCGCAGCUAUUCAAGCUGCAACGAAGACUGACAAGGCGCUGCAAAUUGUGCUGCAGUACAUUCGUGAAGGCUGGCCAACAGAUACACGGUCAAUCAUGACUCCAGACGUUCGUACCUACUUCAGCAGACGAGAAUCCCUUACUCAUGUCAACGGUUGUAUCCUAUUUCACGACAGAAUUGUCGUUCCGAGAAAGUUCCGCAGGCAAAUCCUUAAGCAGUUUCAUCGCGGACAUCCUGGCAUGGUUCGCAUUGCACGAAGUUUUGUUUUCUGGCCAGGAAUCGAUAAUGACAUCGAAGAAUUCGUCCGGAACUGUACUCCAUGCUGCACUGCUGGGAAAGCACCUGUCAAAACAACUCUGGAAUCUUGGCCCAUUCCUGACAAGCCGUGGUCACGCAUUCAUGUGGACUAUGCUGUACCUGUGGAUGGCAUUUGCUUUUUGGUGGUAGUUGAUCCAUACACCAAGUGGCCAGAAGUGUACGCGAAUAAAUCUACAACCAGCAGCGCUACAACGAAGAUGCUAUCGCAAGCGUUCGCAACGUUUGGUGUACCAGAAACCAUCGUCUCGGAUAACGGUACCCAAUUCACUAGCCACGAGUUCCAAGUUUGCUGCGAAAAACAAGGUAUUCGUCACAUUCUCACUGCACCAUACCAUCCCCAGUCAAACGGAUUGGCGGAAAGGUUUGUGGAUACUUUGAAGCGUACCCUGCGAAAAUUCGAUCGGGAGGAGAGACUUUAG
Molecule: messenger RNA, 1572 nt
Organism: Wyeomyia smithii (pitcher-plant mosquito)
Lineage: Eukaryota; Metazoa; Arthropoda; Insecta; Diptera; Culicidae
Exons: 1
Coding region: 1-1572 (523 amino acids)
Biological process (GO): DNA integration
Molecular function (GO): nucleic acid binding
Source: RefSeq, a predicted model, not a curated record